Solanum tuberosum (potato) is the source of this 414-nucleotide messenger RNA. Its product is annotated as auxin-responsive protein SAUR68-like. Lineage: Eukaryota; Viridiplantae; Streptophyta; Magnoliopsida; Solanales; Solanaceae. Bases 1 to 414 code for a protein of 137 amino acids. Gene Ontology annotation, biological process: response to auxin. The transcript has a single exon. The record is from RefSeq and is a predicted model, not a curated record.
AUGGCAAGGAAAUGGCAAAAGUUUGCGGUCAAGCAGAGAAAGAGAAUUUCUUUUCCAAGAUCAUCUAAUUACAAUGAUGCAGAGAGUUGUAGCACAUCAUAUACUGUAGUUGGCAAAGGGCAUUUUGUGGUCUAUACAACUGAUCAGAAGCGAUUUGUGGUUCCUUUGUCUUAUCUUCAACACGAGGUAAUCGGACAACUAUUGCACAUGUCUGAAGAAGAGUUUGGACUUCUAAGUGACGGUCCUAUCACAUUGCCGUGUGAUGAACUAUUCAUGAACUACAUCAUAUCACUCAUCAAAAGUGGUGUUGCUGCAGAUAUUCAGAAUGCUUUGCUCGUAUCAGUAGCUUCCAGCCGAUGCUCAUCAGUGUCAUACCUUCAUGAACAAAGAAACCCGCAAUUGCUAGUUUGUUAA